AUGAAUGAAAACUACUAUGCAGUAACCAAGCUAACAGAACAACAGAAUGGAAGGUUCUGGAUUGUGCUGAGCUGUGCAAGCAUCUUGGCAUUUGUAUUUGGUGUAGUCUUUUUCUUCUCUUGGGUUACUGUAAUUACUCAGAAAUCCGGAGCUUCGUUUUACGUUCAAAAGUUUUACGUGCCGGCUCUCAAUAGUACAGCCGGUGGAAAUUACACGGCUGAUAACACGACAUCGAUUAGCUUUGUCUUCAACAUUCGUAACACACUUAAUAACAUCGGAAUAUACUAUGAUGAUCUCAACGUGACAUUUUCUUAUGGCAGUGACAAAAGUCUCGAAAUUGGGAGCUACAAGUUGGACGGGUUUCACCAGCAUGCUAAUGAAAAUACUUACUCUGGUGAUUCAGUUGCAGUUAAAGGUGUGCCCUGGAACACGAUUGCUCAAAACGGGUCGAAAGUGGAUUUUCGGGUGGCUUUAGCAACUAAGGUGAGGUAUCAUCAGAUGUUUUUUAAGGGUAAGAAGAGGCAAGUUCGCAUUCGAGCUGUUGUGCAAGUUAAUGAUACUACUGGCCUCAAAAUCAAGAAAAAAUCUAUUAGGCUCACGUCUGGCGCAACAGAGACCGGUCGGAGCACAGGAGCGUCUGUUGCAUUUAGCUUGCUCAUUAUUUUGUUGUUUCCUAUUUAA
Daucus carota subsp. sativus is the source of this 681-nucleotide messenger RNA. RefSeq lists its product as uncharacterized. NCBI's taxonomy places the organism in Eukaryota, Viridiplantae, Streptophyta, Magnoliopsida, Apiales, Apiaceae. The transcript has 2 exons. The record is from RefSeq and is a predicted model, not a curated record. The coding region runs from base 1 to 681 and encodes 226 amino acids. Gene Ontology annotation, cellular component: plasma membrane; plasmodesma. Gene Ontology annotation, biological process: defense response to other organism.